Penicillium expansum is the source of this 1524-nucleotide messenger RNA. RefSeq lists its product as uncharacterized. NCBI's taxonomy places the organism in Eukaryota, Fungi, Ascomycota, Eurotiomycetes, Eurotiales, Aspergillaceae. Gene Ontology annotation, molecular function: DNA-binding transcription factor activity, RNA polymerase II-specific; transcription cis-regulatory region binding. The transcript has 4 exons. Gene Ontology annotation, cellular component: nucleus. Bases 1 to 1524 code for a protein of 507 amino acids. Gene Ontology annotation, biological process: regulation of DNA-templated transcription. The record is from RefSeq and is a predicted model, not a curated record.
AUGGAAAUGCAUGUGCCACCUGUGCUCGUGCCAAGUGCCGUUGCGUCCCCCGGAGUGGUGGUGGCGGCCGCUGUGAAAGGUGAGUGGACCAACACCGUGCGGAGGAACACUAUCCAGGCAGUGGGAUGGGAACUCGUUCGGAAUGUAUUCGAGUCUGAUAUUAUUCACAGAUGUCAUCGUUUGAAUAAAGAAUGCCGCGUUCCUCGGGGACGUCGAAAGACCCAGCCUAAGACCUUGUCCAGGUCGGUUCAGCUGGAACGGAAAAUGGAUAGCUUGAUGUCGCUGCUGACCUCCUCCGGCGAUCGGACGGAUCUGCUAACGCUGGUUCGGGGACAACCUGAGGUGCAGGGGAUGGGGCAAACUGAGGUCGAAAUAGAAAGAGAAGACGAAGAAACAUUAGCAAGUGAAGAAGAGUCUCUGCACGCUUUUCGGACCCAGCGGCUGCAGUUCCUCCCCCUGAUCCACAUACCAGCCACAAUAACCGCUGGUGAUCUGAAACGACAGUCACCAUUUCUGUGGCGUUGUAUUUCUGCUGUGGAAAUCUUCGAGCUGGGCCUCAACAAGCCCGCACCUCCGGAUCUUAGUAUGACAGUCUCGAACUCCAAUGCCAUCCCACAUCCGGCAAAGCGAUUGAGCAUCGAAUUGACAGACCUCGUACAGAAUCGCGCAGUUCUUGGGUCGAAUGAACCACUGCAAUGGACCCCGCAUAUGAAGCAAUGUCUUGAUAUUUUAGCGGACAGUGAAGAAUCGCCUGGUGAUGGCGUGCUAGUCCAGCUCACACGUACCCGACUUCUCGUGGACCAGAUUUUUCAAGGCCCCUGGAGUGAGGGUCUGUAUGGCCUCAAUUCGGCGCAAACCCUAGCCGCCUUCCAUCUCAAGGCACUCCAGUCACGGUUGGAGACGAUCAAGGCUGAGAUUCCCUUUCAACUGGCUGACAACAAACCUAUUCUCUUUCAUUUGUACGACACUGAGCUUAGUCUCUAUGAAGUUGCCCUAGUCAAGCCCCUUGCAGACGAGGAAUUCAGCCCCCAGCGACUUGAUCACCUCUACGCCUGUCUCCACGUGGUGAAACAGUUUUUUGAUCUAUUUUUCACAAUCCCUCCAGCUGGAUACACGUCCCUGGCGCUCCCUUAUCUUACACAGGUGUCGCACUGCCUGGUGACCCUCUUCCGCCUAUCUACUUUGGACUAUCCGGGAUGGGACAAGAGCACGGUAAAAAGCACGGCGGACAUACUUGUCAUUGCGGAGCAGAUUGCCACACGCAUGGGCCAGGUGGCGGAUGCUGUUGGGAUGCGCAGUGAGGGCGCGUAUGGCGAUCCGUUCAGUAAAUUGGGGAUGAUGAUGCAGAAGCUUCGGAGUGAGUGGGCAGUACGAUUACCAGAGUGCCCGGAGGUGGUUGCAGACCAAAGCUCAGGCGAACCAUUCUGGUCGAGCAUCGAGAUGGGUGAUCUGGAUUGCUUUAUGAAUUGGUCAGAGAUGGGGUGGGUGAUGGAAGGGGCUGUGGCCGGGGGAUUCAUACAAUGA